Molecule: messenger RNA, 1447 nt
Organism: Cajanus cajan (pigeon pea)
Lineage: Eukaryota; Viridiplantae; Streptophyta; Magnoliopsida; Fabales; Fabaceae
Source: RefSeq, a predicted model, not a curated record
GCAUAUUUAUUGCAAUUAACAAAACAAGCGUCUGACGAGUGACGAGGGAGAGUGUCUGUAAAUUGCGAGUUUGGAAUAAAGCAGAGAUAGGAAAAAUACGGCAAAGGAUGUGUGUGUGGAAUCGGUGAUCGAAAUCGUUGAAUGCUAUCUUUGUUUACGAAAUGAAGGAGGACGCUAACAAAGAUAAAGACAAAAACAGGAGGGUUUGGGGAGCUUUACUCUUCGGUUUGAUUGGCGCCUCCGUCACUACCUUUGCGGUCGGUCAGCUGCGGAGGACUGUUGAAUGGUUCUAUGUUCAGAUGUCGAGGACGCAGUCGUCGUGGAAAGGAGAGAGUGGUGGUUCUUUCCGAUCAGCUUUUCAGGAGGAAGCAUGGAGGAGACACAAUAAGCGAAUGCAAGAGGAGUUGGAGGAGGAGAUGGAAAGAGUCGAGCGAAUAAGGCGUAUGCAAAGUGUGUUUAACAGAGAAAGGAAUAAGUAUAAAAGAAGCUAUGAGAGCUGGAGGGAAAGCGGUCCUGGUGCAUAUCAUCAGCAUUACCAGAGAGAAGAUUGGUACUGGAAGGCUGAUACGUCCUUUAGAGACAGGAGGACUAAUUAUCGAGAAACUCCAAGAGAGAGUGGAACCUAUGCAUUAUCACAUCACUACUCAGUUUUGGGUCUUGAUAGGUUUAGAAAAACACCAUAUUCAGAGGCUGAGAUUAAGACAGCAUUUAGGACCAAGGCGAAGGAGUAUCAUCCUGAUCAAAACCAAGAUAAUAUAGUGGCUGCUGAGGCAAAGUUCAAGGAAGUGUUGACUUCAUAUGAGGCCAUAAAACAGGAAAGGAGGAACCAUCAUUUGUAAUUGCCUAAAUCUGCCCAACUAUCCUGGGAUCCAAAAGUAUGCGAGGUAUUCCAAAUAAAUAAAGUUCCUCGUUACAUCAUUGAAUUAUCAUCCAACUAAAAUAGUUGUCUGUGAGUAAAUUUUCUGCAAUAAUUAGAUAACUAGAUUAUGGUUUUUUUUAAUUAUGAAAUUCAUCAAAUAUAAGGUUAUGUAUUAAUUAUUUAGCAUCCCAACCAGAUAUUUAAUGCCCCUGGAAUGUGGUCUCAAUAGAUUCGAGGGGGUUGUAUUUUCCCAUCAAUUCACUUCCUGUACACAGCUGGAGCUCACCAAAGUAACCACAAACUAUUUUGUCACACAAAUGUAUUACUACUAGUACUACUACGUACUAUGUUAGACACACGUGGCUUGCAGUACCCUUGUCAAUCACGAUUACUACACAUAAUGUUAGUCACAUGAUGACUAACACUUGGUUUGACGACCUAUUCAUUAUUUUAUUUUAUUUUUUACUGCAACCCAUUCAUUAUCUUAUUCACUAUUCCUACAUAUAUAACGUUUACCACGAAUGGAACGGUCAUUUAUGUAAGGCAUUUUCCCUUUGUAGUUUGGACUUUAAGUGCCAACUUUAUUUA